This is a messenger RNA of Aplosporella prunicola CBS 121167, 1726 nucleotides long. RefSeq lists its product as uncharacterized. The record is from RefSeq and is a predicted model, not a curated record. The transcript has 3 exons. NCBI's taxonomy places the organism in Eukaryota, Fungi, Ascomycota, Dothideomycetes, Botryosphaeriales, Aplosporellaceae. Bases 275 to 1726 code for a protein of 483 amino acids.
CGACCUUUCAGCCGACUGGCCAAUCCCUUCACGUGAUGGUGAAAAGGGCCCAGGAUUCGAAUAAUGAGCUUCCCACAGAAACUCCCCCCAUCCUCUUCCAAUUCUACAUCUCCUUUGGCCCAUGGAAUCAUCCCACACUACCGCCACCGGUGAUCUUCCAUGCCGUCGUGUCCCAUUGCCCACGCCUCGACCGGUCGGCAAUUAAUGGCCCUCCUUCUCCGCACUAGCCGCACUGUCCACCCCGCACGCACGAUCCAUCCAAGAGGCCUCGUUCAUGGCUCAGCUACGAUACAUGAGAAAGGCUCGGUCCCAAUUUUGGAGAAACAAUCGUACCCGUACCAUAUUGGCAGAAUUGGACCCUACGAGUGAAUCAAUCGAGUAUUGUGGCCACCCGGUUGUCAGCGCUGACAGCGAUCUCAACACGCUAUGCUCUUGGAACACAUCGAAAGACGGCAAAUCAACCUAUGUGCCAGGCAGCCCCCCAAUAUGGACGCCGCGGUCCAAACCUUAUAAACUACGAAAACCUUCUGCCGAAACAAAUCGCAGGAGGAGGGUUGACAUGGUGGGCGUAAACUCGGCGUUUUUCCACGCCCUCGGCGUCGAGCGUCCCUCGUUCAACCUUACAGAUACCGACAUCAUCGCAAAAAGUUCCAUACUUAUAAAGCUCUUCCUAUGCGCCGCAGGUGUAGAGCUGGAAAAGAGUUUGAACAUUGAUCUUUCUCUGGUUGGUAACACGCUGUUACUUAACACCUACAUCCAUCCACAAAAAAUUAAUGAUUUUUAUCAUUACCCCGGCGCAGACCUGAAAACUUGGUACGGCAUGGCAUUUGAAGAUGAAUGGACGACGAGAAUGCCAGAACUCAAGGACACAAACCACAUGCGUGCUGUGCAGUACACCCUGGGUGACCUGAAUUGCAUAGUCCAGAGCCAACAGGACGCAUACUUAGAGAUGCCCAGGGAAAAGCCGUCGGGCGGGACAAUUUCUAAGCUCAUCGGUCGCGCUCCUACGCUGAUAGAGAAAGAAGGAGAGGAGAAUGAGCUGAAGGUUAAUACAGCCCGCCUGUAUGCAUAUGGUCACAAAUACGACGCCUCUAAAUUAGCCGAAAUCAAGAUGAACAUGAAUAAAGAGUAUAUCUUCCAGCAUGAGGCACGGCUCUGGCUCUCGCGCAUUCCUAAUUGCAUCUUCGGCUCCCCAGGAACAGACCCCGGCGUCAUCAGCAAUACCUACAUCCGCAACGCCAAGCAACAUUACCCAGAAUGGGAAGAAAAGCAUCAUCGCCCACUGCGACAGUUUACCGGCCUGCUGCGGACGACACUAGACAUCAUGAAGCGUGCGCCAUCUGGCAAUGGCAAGAUGUGGUACAAUAUAUCCAAACGGAAAUUAAUUAUCGAAACGUAUGGGCCCAACGAGACGCCGAUGUCUAUCGUAUCGACCAAAUUCCGCGAUCAAUUUUGGCCGGGAUUGCCACGACCGGAGCCGGAGGACAUGAGGUCGACGCUGCAGUUGGGGACAGGCUCGGAAUACACUUCAGUUUUGUUUUCUGGUUCUCCAGUGAAGCAGAAUGCGCCUCUCUCAGGAACAAUUGUGUCCUCAAAGGCUCCGACUCCUCCGAAAUCUGUCAGUGAGAACAUCAAGCGUUCCAUUGGCCUCUUCAUCGCCCGAAGCCUCUCAGUUGCAACAGUCUUCACGAUCGUCGAGGGCGCCGGAGUCCCGGAUGUCACCUGA